CUGAGAUUGUCAAAAUGACAAAUGACAUGUUUAGCUCUUCAGGAUUGUAAUAUUUUAUUUGUUUAAAAAAUGUCUGUGUUAUUACAGACAAGUAAAUGUAUUUUUAGAAAACCGUUUAAUAAUACAUUUUGUAAAUAUGUAUUCCUUAGAAAAAACUCCGAUGUUCCUAAAAAGUUUAUAACAUUUGAUGAAGUAGUCGCUCAAAGAAGAGCGGAAGCAAUGCGUAGUGUUGUCGUUCAGGUUAAUUCCGAUUCAUCCUUCAAUGAACUCUACGGCUACUGCUCUAAAUAUGCGUCAAUAAAAGACAUUCAUCAUUACAAAAAUUCCGGAGGAGAGCAUUUUAUGGUUAUUGAAUUUGCCUCAGAAGACAAUCUUAAAGAUGUGUUAAAAUCUUGUAGUUCCCAUAACAAAGACCAUGAUGUUAUAUCAGUGCAAUCACCUUUUCUUUGGUUCAGAGCUGCUGUGGGUAAUAAAGAAAAAUUUGCAGCCACUGGGAAAAAGCUCGCUGUAAAGAAUGGAACUGAGAUUUGUAAUGAGGAUGUGUUAUUGGAAGAUAUAUUAAAUUGUGAAACUGUAUCAGAUCAAAUACAGUUACUAUAUGAAAAGACAACAUUAAAUGACUUGAGCAUAAGACUCCGAUAUAUUGUUGCAAGACAGUUGGAGAUGAUAUUCAACAGCCUCUAUACAAAUGUCAAGAUUCAGCCCUUCGGUUCCUCUGUCAAUGGCUUCGGAAGGAUGGGCUGCGAUCUGGACCUCGUCCUGAUGAACUCAAUAACGGAGGAAAUGGGCGCGGCGUCGCGGCGCCUGGUGUUCCAGGAGAAGCGCAGCGCGCGGCAGCUGGAGCUGGCGGGCGCGCUGCUGGAGCUGCGCGUGGCGGGCGUGGCGCGCCUCACGCGCAUCCUCAACGCGCGCGUGCCCAUCGUGAAGUACGCGCACGAGUACGCGGGCCUGCACUGCGACCUGUGCUACAACAACUCGGCCGCCGUGCACAUGUCGGAGCUGCUGUGGCAGCUGGGCGAGCUGUGCGCGCGCGCGCGGGCGCUGGCGGUGCUGGUGCGGCGCUGGGCGGCGGCCACCGGCCUCACGCAGCCGCACCCGGGCCGCUGGCUCACCAACUUCCCGCUGACGCUCAUGGUGCUGUUUUUCCUGCAGCGCACCGGCCUGCUGCCCUCGCUGAACCGGCUCGUCAGUGAGGCGGGGAAAGAAGACAUUCGAAUAGCCGAGGAGAACGUCAACUGCACGUUCCUACGCGAUCUGAACAAACUGCCCGCAGAUUCGUACGAACAGAACGACGACGAUCUGCAGACAUUACUGUUCAAAUUCUUUGAAUUCUACUCACAAUUCGACUUCCAGGAGAAAGCCAUUUCGAUCAACGAGGGCAAACCUAUCAGAAAGCCUAACUCCCUCCCUCUGUACAUAGUAAAUCCCUUGGAGCAGUCGUUGAACGUUAGCAGGAACGUCAGCUACGAGGAGUGCGAGAGGUUACGGCUGGAAGUGAGGAACGCAGCCUGGCACCUGGAGUCCUGCCUCGACGGCAAGAAAUCGGACGACUGGGGCAUUCUAGGACUCAUAGAGAAGAAGUCCUCUAGAGGUUUGAAGAAGUUAUUGCGCGUAGGGAAUUCUCAUAGGUUAGUAUCCAUGAAAGACUUAUUCAGUGAUAACGAUAACGAGCCUUCGGUGGAAGGCAUACGAUCGAAAAUGCAAAAAUUCGUCAAGACUGAUAAAGAGGUGGACACGAGUGUGACAGAGAUGAAGAGUGAAAUGAGUAAGGAACAAAAGAGUGGGAAGAUGAAGUUUAAAAAUAGUCAAACUGCAAGUGCGGUGUACAGAAUAAGAAGGGAUAAAAUCAUUUGAUGUUUUGUGUAAUUAUAGGGUGUGAUUUAGUAAACAAUUAAAAGCAUAUAUAAGAUCAACGAUUUCAUUAAUUAAGGAUUUAUUUGUUUUUUUU
Messenger RNA from Vanessa tameamea, 1948 nucleotides. Its product is annotated as poly(A) RNA polymerase, mitochondrial-like. Lineage: Eukaryota; Metazoa; Arthropoda; Insecta; Lepidoptera; Nymphalidae. The record is from RefSeq and is a predicted model, not a curated record. The transcript is spliced from 6 exons. Gene Ontology annotation, molecular function: poly(A) RNA polymerase activity. The coding region runs from base 70 to 1854 and encodes 594 amino acids.